This is a messenger RNA of Lecanosticta acicola, 841 nucleotides long. The record is from the annotation of a GenBank genome assembly. NCBI's taxonomy places the organism in Eukaryota, Fungi, Ascomycota, Dothideomycetes, Mycosphaerellales, Mycosphaerellaceae.
AUGGUGACAGCGUAAGGAACAUGUGUGAUGUGGAGACGACGGCAGAGGUAAACCUGAGGCAUGAUUCGGCAACGGCCGGCUUGGCAGCUGAGCCGCGCUAGUGGGCACACAACUUGAACUUCAAUUCGCUUGACUGCGAGCUCAGGCCUUGAGAAGGAACGGGUAGCCGAGCAACAACCACCGCCAACAUCAACUCAACACCGCCAAGAUGUAAGCGAUACACGUAUCCUGAAGAUCGAAGAGGAACAGCGCUAACUGGCAUUGCAGGUUGAUUCCCAAGGACGACCGCAAGAAGAUCCACGAGUACCUCUUCCGCGAGGGCGUCCUCGUCGCGAAGAAGGACUUCAACCAGCCAAAGCACGGCGAGAUUGACACCAAGAACCUUUACGUAUGCUUUCCACCAACAUCUGCAAUUUUCCCCGAGUACCUUCCUCCUAACAGUCCCUACUUGUAAUAGGUCAUCAAGGCUUGCCAGUCCCUCACCUCCCGCGGCUACCUCAAGACCCAGUUCUCCUGGCAAUGGUACUACUACACCCUCACCCCCGAGGGUCUCGACUACCUGCGCGAGUGGCUCCACCUCCCAGCCGAGAUCGUUCCUCAGACGCACGUCAAGCAGCAGCGCUCGCACGCUCCCCCACGCGGUAUGAUGGGCGGCGACGACCGUGAGCGCCGUGGUGGAGGCCGUGGCGGUCCACGCGGUGACCGUGGAGAUCGCGAGGGAGGAUAUCGCCGUCGCGAGUUCGGCGAGAACAAGGAGGGUGGUGCCCCCGGUAGCUUCAACCCUGAGUUCCGUGGUGGUUUCGGUCGUGGUCGCGGCGGCGCCCCACCAGCGGCGUCUUAG